AGGAAGUAAACCAACUGCUACGUAAAGCGAGAAUCUGGUCUGAUGUAUUAAAAACUAAAAAACUAAAACAAAAACAAACCAAAACAAACAAACAGAAACUACUGAAGCAGUAACUAAGGAACGUUGCGCCACGACAUCUUUUAAAAAUUCAGUUUACUUCUCAUUUAUUAUCCGGACCUUCAGUGAGAAAUGGAGAAAAAUAGGAGUCGACUCUUUUCAUCAGUCUCCACUGAGUUCUUGGAGUUUGGCUUGGAAUUCACUGGGUCACCAAAGCACCACUGACCCUAUUUAAGAACAGUGAACAUGCACUUUACCUUCCACCUUAAUUACAGCCUCAUUUCUGUUGAUUUCUGUCAGACUUUUUACCCAUUCUCAUAGCCAAGGAUAUAAAUAUAUUUAUAUAUACAGGAUAUCCCACUUCCUGCCUUAUGCUUCGCUUGGUGAGAAGUUGCACGUCCCCGAUGCCCUGUUUGCCAUAACAUACACUUCUGCUGUCCCGACACCCAAACCUCCACUUUAACCAUGUUCCGCAAGAAAGGUUACGUAAUUAUUUGUGGUGCUGUUUUCUUUGUUGCUUGGAAUGCCGUUCUUUUAAUUGUUUUCUUGGGACGGUUUCCUGGAUAUGAAGGAGGCGAGUCUAUUUCGGAAAAAGAUCCACAAAAGGUCGACAUUGUGGAGAAGUUAGUUAAGUUAAUUAGUUCAUUUGAAACAGAACUCGAGUCCCAGAAUAAAAUCCUUCUCCAGAUCCAGAGCCAUAAGUCACUUUGGGAAGAACUUAAAAAAAACCACACAGCUAUCAGGAAUAUAUUAGGGAACAGAAUUCAUAUCACAAAUGUGAGCAGUAAAUUCCUGCCAUCCCGUGUGGUUAUUCCCAUCUUAGUCAUGGCGUGUAACCGAGUGACAGUGAAACGUUGCUUAGACAAACUCCUCGAGUACCGGCCAUCGGCUGAACUCUUCCCCAUCAUUGUGAGCCAGGACUGUGGACACACGGAGACCGCCGAAGUGAUCGCCUCAUACGGCAGUAAACUGACUCACAUUAAGCAGCCUGAUUUGUCAGAGAUCUCAGUGCCAGCAGGACAUAAUAAAUUCCAGGGUUACUACAAAAUCUCAAGACAUUACCGUUGGGCUUUAAACCAGGUGUUCAACACAUUCUCAUACUCUGCUGUCAUCAUUGUGGAAGAUGAUUUGGAGGUGGCCCCAGACUUCUUUGAGUACUUUAAAGGCCUUUACCCUAUACUGAAAUAUGACCCAACUCUGUGGUGUGUGUCUGCCUGGAAUGACAACGGCAGGGAAGGAUAUGUAGAUUCUACGAAAUCAAGCCUCUUGUACAGGACAGACUUCUUCCCAGGGCUCGGGUGGAUGCUGCUGAAGGAAGUCUGGGAUGAACUUGAACCAAAAUGGCCAGCCUCAUUUUGGGAUGACUGGAUGCGGCAUCCCGAUCAGCGCAAAGACCGGUCAUGUAUCCGUCCGGAAAUCUCUAGAACUUUGACGUUUGGUCGUAAGGGUGUGAGUUUGGGUCAGUUCUAUGACAAGUAUCUCCGCUUUAUUAAACUCAACGCCGAAUUUGUGCCUUUUACAAAUAUAGAUUUGUCUUAUUUGGAGCAGAAGAAAUAUGAUGAAGCUUUUGAAAAGGAGGUUUACAAUGCUCCUUUGGUAACAGUGGAAGAACUGGACAAUGGGAAGCUAUCUGGAAAAGGCCCGUUUCGGCUGCAGUAUUCCAGCUCGCAGAGUUUUAAAAUACUUGCACAAAAGUUUGGGCUCAUGGAUGACUUGAAGUCUGGAGUGCCAAGAGAUGGGUAUCGAGGUGUUGUCAGCUUCUUUUCACAAGGAAAGCGGUUCUAUAUAGCACCACCUGUUGGUUGGGAAAAAUAUAAUCCAAGCUGGAGUUGAGAUGGAAAAACAUCUAUGUAGUCAAUACAAUUGAAUUACUGUAAAACUGUUCCACAGUGAUUUGUCAUGGUUCAAAUGUGUUUAGCAUCCAUGCAUAAAUAAGUUUGAUUUAUCUGGCCUAUAUUUGGAAAUUCACUGUGCAGAUUAUAACAGAGAAGCUUCAAGCGUAAACAUAAGCAACAGUUUGGAAAUGCACAGGCUAAAAAUGACACGAGACCAAAGAGUAUGUUGUAGAGUAGUUCAUUUCCAUAUCUCAGGUCAAUGCUAACAUUUGUUAAUGAAGAGAGACAAAUAUAUAUAUAUAUAUAUCUUCAUUGUUGUGUAGAUUGAUUGUUGGAGUCACACCAAGUUGCCAUUAAAUGUGAUUUAUAAUGAUUAUUUUUUAAAAAUAUGACAGAUAAUCAUCAGACAUGACAGAGGCUUGAUGCAAAUAUUUGUUCUUCACCAGUCACUUUGCAGUCUGAAAUCUCUUUAAAGUGCCUUCAAACUUUGAUAGCUUUGUUUAAAUGAUUAUAUGUGAAAUUAUUAUGACUAAGUGGUGGUGGAUGUUAUGUGUUGUUUUGGGUAAAAGAUGUGGCUUUUCAAUCUAUAUUUGUUGGAGAACAUCAAAUGAUUGCUUUGAUCGCAGUCUUUGCAAAUUUUGGGGUUUAAUAUGUGAAUAUGUGGGGGGAAAUAAAGCAAACAUUUAUCAGAUUUUAA
This is a messenger RNA of Tachysurus fulvidraco (yellow catfish), 2589 nucleotides long. It is a transcript of the gene mgat1a, whose product is annotated as alpha-1,3-mannosyl-glycoprotein 2-beta-N-acetylglucosaminyltransferase a. The coding region runs from base 523 to 1890 and encodes 455 amino acids. NCBI's taxonomy places the organism in Eukaryota, Metazoa, Chordata, Actinopteri, Siluriformes, Bagridae. The record is from RefSeq and is a predicted model, not a curated record. Gene Ontology annotation, cellular component: Golgi apparatus. Gene Ontology annotation, biological process: protein N-linked glycosylation. Gene Ontology annotation, molecular function: alpha-1,3-mannosylglycoprotein 2-beta-N-acetylglucosaminyltransferase activity. The transcript has 3 exons.